AUGACAAAUUUGUCAGAACCACCCGAUGGGAUCCAUGGGUAUCAUGGCAACAACCUCGCCGUGCGGAUAUUGAUGAUUGUCUUUACCUCCAUCGCAUUAUACAACGCCAUUGAAUUGUUCAUAUUGUUGUUUCUGACUUUCACUCAUUACCGCGGCCUCUACUUUUGGACACUUUUACUCUCGGUUGUUCUGGGAGUGAUCCCCCAUGCCAUUGGAUAUCUGUUGGAGUUCUUUUCUCUCGCGCCGGUAUGGGUUUCUCUGACUAUCACCACCAUUGGGUUUUAUGUGAUGGUACCGGGUCAAUCCGUGGUCCUAUACUCUCGGCUACAUUUGGUAGUCCAGAGUAAUACGAUAUUGCGCUUUGUUCUUUGGUUGAUCAUCGUCGACGCAGUCAUCCUUUUGGUGCCAACGACCGUCUUCACUUUUUGUACCGCAUACGUUGGUUCCCCGAUAGUCAUUCGGGGAUACAAUGUCAUGGAGAGAAUGCAACUGGCAUGGUUUUGCGCCCAGGAGAUGAUCAUCUCGGGCAUCUACAUUGUUGAGACCGUGCGAUUGCUCAAGAUGAUGCCAGACAAAGAUCGUCGACGAAGCAGGAUCAUGUACGAGUUGUUGGCGAUCAAUUUCGUCAUCAUCAUUCUUGACAUUGGCCUCCUCGUCGUGGAAUACAUUGGCUUUUACUCGUUACAGACAACUUUGAAGCCUAUGGUGUACAGCAUCAAGCUGAAGCUGGAGUUCGGUGUUCUGGGGAAGUUGGUUGCACUUGUACAAACAUCUCGAUCGCAACCUACCUCGUCCGAAAACGAAGAAUAUCCUGGCUUUGUGGAUCCCACCCAGCUUACGACAGAUGUUACCCACGCUGCCCCACGAGAAUCCCGAUCGAAGGGACGCAGGGGAUGGAACACAAUGUCUGUGGAAAGCUUGCCUAUGUCCGAGCGCAGGAUCCGGCCCUCUACACGAUCAACCAAUAACAGCCCGCAUCCCUCAUGA
Molecule: messenger RNA, 987 nt
Organism: Penicillium soppii
Lineage: Eukaryota; Fungi; Ascomycota; Eurotiomycetes; Eurotiales; Aspergillaceae
Exons: 1
Coding region: 1-987 (328 amino acids)
Source: RefSeq, a predicted model, not a curated record